CCACCCACCCCUUCUCACUCUCCUGCGCCAUACUUCAUUCUCUCUCCCUCCAUUUCCAGAUUCAGUCUCUCUCUCUCUCUUUCACCUACCAAAAAUGAAGGUGAUUGAGAAGAUCAGAGCAGCAGAAGCUCAGAAUCAAAUCCUAUUUUCCUUCGAAUACUUUCCCCCUAAAACCGACGAUGGUGUCGAAAAUCUCUUCGAAAGAAUGGAGAGAAUGGUGUCUCAUUCCCCUUCUUUUUGUGACAUUACUUGGGGUGCUGGAGGAUCUACUGCUGAUCUAACCUUAGAAAUUGCUAAUCGUAUGCAAAACAUUGUUUGUGUUGAAACUAUGAUGCAUCUUACUUGUACUAAUAUGCCUGUUGAAAAGAUUGAUCAUGCGCUUACUACUAUUAAAUCUAAUGGAUUGCAAAAUGUUCUUGCUCUUCGUGGUGAUCCACCUCAUGGUCAGGAUAAAUUUGUUCAAGUUGAAGGCGGAUUUGCUUGCGCUCUUGAUCUUGUUAAUCAUAUGCGGAGCAAAUAUGGGGAUUACUUUGGGAUUACUAUUGCUGGUUAUCCUGAGGCACAUCCUGAUGCUAUUGGAGCUAAUGGUUUGGCAACUGAAGAAGCAUAUGCUAGUGAUCUGGCUUACUUGAAGAGAAAGGUUGAUGCUGGUGCUGAUCUUAUCGUCACGCAGCUGUUUUAUGAUACCGAUAAUUUUCUCAAGUUUGUUAAUGAUUGUCGCCAAAUUGGAAUUACUUGUCCAAUUGUUCCUGGCAUUAUGCCCAUUAAUAACUAUAAGGGCUUUCAACGAAUGACUGGUUUCUGUAAAACAAAGAUUCCUCAAGAGAUCACUGAUGCAUUGGAGCCAAUUAAGGACAAUGAAGAAGCAGUGAAAGCCUAUGGUAUUCAUCUUGGAACUGAAAUGUGCAAGAAGAUUUUGGCUAGUGGAAUCAAACAGCUGCAUCUUUAUACCUUGAAUAUGGAGAAGUCUGCACUAGGAAUAUUGCUGAAUCUUGGAUUAAUUGAAGAGUCCAAAAUUCAAAGACCAUUACCUUGGAAACGCCCAGCAAAUGUUAACCGUGUUAAGGAAGAUGUUAGGCCCAUCUUUUGGGCUAACCGUCCAAAAAGCUACAUCACACGAACAAUGGGAUGGGAUCAAUACCCCCAUGGGCGUUGGGGUGAUGCUCGCAAUGCAUCCUAUGGAGCAUUAAGCGACCACCAGUUUAUGAGACCACGUGCACGUGAUAAGAAGCUGCAAGAAGAGUGGGCUGUCCCACUGCAAAGUGCUGAAGCUAUACACGAGAUGUUCAAGAACUUUUGCCUUGGUAAGCUGAAAAGCAAUCCUUGGUCUGAAUUAGAUGGCCUUCAGCCAGAAACAAAGAUCAUCGAUGAAAAAUUGGGCGACAUUAAUAUGAAAGGCUUUCUCACCAUCAACAGUCAACCUGCAGUUAAUGGAGAAAAAUCUGACUCCCCCACUGUUGGAUGGGGUGGGCCUGGUGGCUAUGUAUACCAGAAAGCCUAUGUAGAAUUCUUUUGCGCAAAGGAGAAGUUGAAUGCACUUGUUGAAAAAUGCAAAUCUCUUACAUCUAUAACCUACAUGGCGGUGAACAAAGGAGGUGAUUUGAUCUCAAAUGUUGCCCAAACUGACGUGAACGCUGUAACAUGGGGUGCAUUCCCUUCAAAGGAGAUUAUACAACCAACUGUUGUGGAUUCUGCCAGCUUUAUGAUCUGGAAAGACGAAGCCUUUGAAAUCUGGUCCAGAUCAUGGGCUCAAUUAUAUCCAGAGGGUGACUCAUCCAAGAAAUUGCUUGAAGAGGUGCAAAAUAGCUACUACUUAGUCAGCUUGGUGGAUAAUGAUUAUAUCCAUGGUGAUCUAUUUUCUGUUUUCACUGGUCUUUGAGAAGAGUAUGAGAGUUAUUAAUUUCGAGAUUUAUUACUCCAUUCACCUAAUGAUGCAUUUUAUUCAUUGGGCAUAAACUCUGUCCAUUGUUCGAGUGUUAUUAGCUUUAGUUAUUGUGUUUGUAACGACAUAAUCUUGUGGGAUUUUGCAAUCUCCCAAGACUCCCAAUGCAAAUUGCAUGGCGAGUUGUUUCUGCCCAAUGCGCCUUUGUACCAUUUGUUUUUCUUUCUUUACAUAAAUAUAUAGAGCCAUUGUCUGCUUGUGUUUUGUUGAA
Molecule: messenger RNA, 2153 nt
Organism: Beta vulgaris subsp. vulgaris (sugar beet)
Lineage: Eukaryota; Viridiplantae; Streptophyta; Magnoliopsida; Caryophyllales; Amaranthaceae
Product: methylenetetrahydrofolate reductase (NADH) 1
Exons: 11
Coding region: 95-1879 (594 amino acids)
Biological process (GO): tetrahydrofolate interconversion
Cellular component (GO): cytosol
Molecular function (GO): methylenetetrahydrofolate reductase [NAD(P)H] activity; FAD binding
Source: RefSeq, a predicted model, not a curated record